This is a messenger RNA of Effrenium voratum, 927 nucleotides long. NCBI's taxonomy places the organism in Eukaryota, Dinophyceae, Suessiales, Symbiodiniaceae. The record is from the annotation of a GenBank genome assembly.
AUGAAGUCCUUUCAAGCUCUGAAGCUUGCGCUGCAGGAGGCGGAGGGCGAUGAUGAUGGCGUCAUUGUCACGGAUGAGUUCUUUGAACAAGAGCGGCGCAUCAUGUACUCCUUCAGGCACCCGCACUUGGUGCCCAUCUUCGACUCUGGCACGUUUAGCGGAGGCAUUGCUUUCCUGCUGAUGGAGCUGAUGAGCUGCGAUCUCAACAGCCAGAUUCCCAUGGACGAGAAUGCGGCGGCCCGAGUGACUCGGCAGAUCGCCAGCGGCCUCAUCUACAUGCACCAGGAGCUUGGCCUGGUGCACAGGGACGUGAAACCCGGGAACAUUUUCCUGUCUGGCCAAACGGCAAAACUGGGGGACUUUGGCGUGGCAACCAGGCUGGUGCCACCACCUGACGUGGCUGGGACGCCAGAGUACUUCCCGUCAGAGGUCUGGGCUGGAGAUGAGCCGGUCACGGCCAAAGUGGAUGUCUAUGGGCUUGGCUGCACCUUGUACGAGAUGCUGGAGGGGCGGCUUGCCCACCCGGUGCCGCCUUCAGUGGGGUCGCCUCUGCCCAAUCUGAGCUCGCGGGCAUGGAGGUGUUUUGGUGGCAAGCUUCAGGCGGCCUUCGAGAUGCUCAUGCGCGACAGCACGCCGGGCCUCAUUGAGGUGAUCGGCACGUUGAACCUGACGGAGGCCAUCGAGCCCUCCACGGCGGCGGCAUUUGAGCGCAAAAAGCGCAAGGAGCGGGAGAUGGCGUCGGAGGAAACAAAGAAGGCAGCGAACAGGGCUCGCAAGCUGCGCCGCAAGCAGAAGAAGGGCGCUGCUGCUGCUCAGUGGCUUUGUUUGCAGAAAGCCAAGCCUCAGCCAAAAUGUUGUUGCCCGUCAUUGUCAUGUCUCAGUCAAUGUCGUUUUGUUGGGCUCGUCGUUCCUAAGGGCUGGCGAUGA